AAAGCACUUAAGAUAAACCAAUCCAAACACCCUCGUUGUACUUGGAGUCAGACAUGAACUGAAUUCUUGGGGUGUUCCGAAGAGAUAACUAUCAAGUCCUUUUAAGUUUGUGUAGAUCUCACAUCUUGAGAAAAAAAAUCAUCUAGAUCUCUGCAUUCUUUUUGGUUAAGUAGCUAAUGGUUAUAUUCUGACCUUCCUUUGUUUUCUCCUUUAUCGUAGAGAAAACCCUGUUCAUCUUCGCAUUUUCCUAAUUUUCUUAUUCUAAAAUCAUAGCUUCUUGAUUGUCCAUAUAAUGGCCCCAAAAAUCAGUGUCUUCCUUUGCUAACCAAACAUGUAUGCUUUGGCAUCUUGAUGCCAUUUCCUUGCCAAGGAUAUAUUCACGUACUACUGUCGUUGCCAACUCGCCCAAGGGCAAUGAGAAGAUAUCUUUUUCUUUAGGGUGCUACUUUAGUGAUUGCUUCUGAGUGGUUUAAGCAUUACUAGGUUUUUGACUGAAUUCCAUACCUCAUGAGGAAGGCAAAGAGCCUACAUUGUUUGGAUUGAAUGUAUACUGGAUGCGAAGGUUGAGACGAGAAGAAGUGUGGACUUUUGGUAUGAUUCAACUCUCCGACAAUACAUGACAUUUCUAUGGACAUUGAGUUAAUUCUUAGUGUUAUUGGCUUUAGGGCAAUCUCAGCUCAAUGGUGUUGACUUUUUUGAGCACGAAAAUCCUUACCAUUUUCGAUGUGGUGGCUAUCGCCGGUCUUUCGGUCAAUGGAGAGGAGGAUCCCUCACUUUACCAGGAAAGCAGCUUUGGGUUCAAAUACAAAUGUUUCCAGGUCAAUUUCCCUAUAGAUUUCUGAAAGUCAAUUCAACUUAAUUGAGGUGAGUGAUGGUGAGCAUAAUGCCUUCUUGUUCGAUUGCUUGUGCUGAUACUUCCUUUAGACCAACUCAACGAUCCUUAUGAAAAAAGACCAACUCAAUUGCUAUUGUCUUUGAAUGUUACUAUGUUCACCUGAUCUCCUUUAGUAAAACUUUGGCUCUUGCCCAAUUGCCUUUUUCUCUGCUGUAUUGCUCCUUUUUCACCAAAGGUUGUGUCUUAUCUCUUGGUUGUUCAGCUUUUGGUUUAUCUUUAUUUUUCAUAGCCAAGGAAUUGGGAGCUGAUAGGGCUUGUCACAUAGAGCUCCUUCAACUGGUGUCUGUUGGUGAAUCUCGUUUAGAUAAACAAGGACCACCAGGAUCAGGAUCAGGACCAUUUAACUAAGUAGGCUAAGUUGACGCUAGGUGGUUGUUUUGACGGGGCAAUUGGAAUCUAUACAGGCAAAGAUUGCCACAACUACGCCUCAGCUGAGAGCUAUCAUUGAGAGAAACCAAUCAUCUGUUGCAGAGCAGUUUAGCUUGUUUCAUCAAUUUUCAUCCUUGGAUGACGUGAUUUUAUGGUUUUUUGAGCUAAAAGAAACUUGGAGAGGGACCACUCAGCUGCCAAGAGAAAUUUGUUGAUUGGUUAAUGGUGUGAAAGUAUAUAAUCAACCAAAAGCUGGAGAAGAAUAGCUGGUGACUUGGUGGAGUCUUCAACAGUCUAUGAGCUGUCUAUAUCCUACUCUGUAGUUGAAGAAUGUCUGAAGAUAUGGGCUGCUUUGCAGCACAAUUUAAGUCUCUGACCAAACCACAAAUAGUCAAGAAAGAGAGGAGUGAAGAAGAAAAGGCUGUUGCUAAUGGUGGGAAAGAAGAUAAUCAACAAAAAGAUGGAGCAGAAAUUAUUGGUGAUGUAAUGGCUUCAACAGUCACUGAACAAUGUUUAUGCUCCCCUGAAGGUGGUGAAGAUUUGUCUGCAGAUAUGGGGUGCUCUGCAGCAUCACUUAAUGCUCAGUCGGAACCACCAAUUGCGGACAAAAAGAGGAGUGAAGAGCACGAGACUGUUGUGCAUGCUGCAACACAUGUGAAACAAGUGAUGGUGUUGGAGACUGAAUUAUUUGAACAAAAGGGAAAUGUGGUGUUGCAGACACUUCUUCGGGCCCCAAGAUACUUUAACUUCAACGGAAGCAGAUGGGAAUUGUGCCAGAGAUGUGGUGAAGAAAACCAUGGAGCAGCAGGUCGUUGUCCUCUUGAAAAGAAGAAACGGCCAUGCUUUUACUGUGGGCAUUACGGGCAUAAUGGAAAAUAUUGCAAGAAGGUCACUGGUUGCUUCAUUUGCAAGAGAAGAGGCCAUUUAGCCAAAGAUUGUCCGGAUGCUAAAACACAGCCACAAGACCAAUCUUGUGAAUUUUGUUUAAAAUGCGGUGAUACGGGACAUGAGAUGUUCACUUGUACAGAUGGUUAUUGCUCUAGUGAUCUUGAGAAAAUUCAAUGCUGGGUCUGCAAAGCUUUUGGCCAUCUUUCAUGCAUAGACUACAAAGAUUAUGGACCAAAACAAGUAUCUUGCUACAACUGUGGGAAGCUUGGUCAUUUAGGUUCAGAUUGCUUAAAUUUACGUUGGAACAUUCCGUCAGCUUCUGUUCGCUGUAAGACGGGCAGGACUGGUCUUUCCUGCAGUGAAAGAAAUAACGGAGACAGAGAUCUUUUAUGUGAAGACAGAAAAUCUGCAAAGGUCCGGGAUCUUCUUCUGCAAAUGGAUGUCUUAGGCUCGGAAGUUGCUUCUAAGAAGAUCAGCAGAUCGAGAUGGAGGAAGCGCAAGCGACGACAAAGGAAAACUGAGGGUGGAAGAUGGGAAAAUGGCAGACAGUGUGGCAUACGACAAGAAUGCCAGUCUUCGGAAGAACCAAAGUCAAAUGUGUUGUUGGAACCGGCAGCAACGUAACAUUCAGGCACCACUAUGGUGUUUACUUUGGUGCACAAAGUAGUAUGCAAUUUCAGUCAUCUGAGCUAUAACCUAUAUCAAAUGGUUGGGUGAGUCCUACAACUUUAAUGUUCAUACUAGUGGAUGCUUCACACCACCCCAGCCCUCUAAACCGAUGUCCACAACAAAAUUUCACUCAGGAGAGCAGAAUUGAAAAUUCAAAUACUUUGCAAUGAUCUGUACUAAAGGUUCCUAAUAAUUAUAACUCAAACAGUUGAAGGCCCGGAA
Molecule: messenger RNA, 3043 nt
Organism: Lycium ferocissimum
Lineage: Eukaryota; Viridiplantae; Streptophyta; Magnoliopsida; Solanales; Solanaceae
Exons: 9
Coding region: 1595-2776 (393 amino acids)
Molecular function (GO): nucleic acid binding; zinc ion binding
Source: RefSeq, a predicted model, not a curated record